AUGGAUCAAAAUCGCCAACCGAGAAAGGCACCUCAAAAUGCGGUCCCACUGGGGGCCAUCAGGCAGGGAAAUAUUCCUAGUGUGGAACAAGGAAUCAUCAGUGGAGACAACGUCCAGUUUGGGAGGCUGCGAUACCGCUCACGCUUGUCCCAGUCAGAGGGCUCGGGGGCUGAAGAAGACCGUCUUGGCUCCUCCAUGGAGGGGAGCAGCUCCUAUGGUCGAAGCCCCCUCCUCCAGGGCAUGCAGGCCGAGACGGUGUGGUACAACCGCAGCACCUACGAGCAGGCCGAGGGCAACUUCCAGCGCCGGCUUGCCUCCAAUGGCAACGGGCCAUUGUCGUCUUCUCCUCGGAGCCCUAACACCAGAGGGCCCUUGACCUUCCACUCCAGGCGCAACCAUGGCGAACAACAAGAUCAGGAGCACGCAGUCACUACUGUGAAGGCGUCCGGCACUCCUCACCGUCAGUUCAAUAGAAGCCGCUACCGCACCUCCUCUGAGAGCGAGCAGGGGAGCAGAGACGGCAGGAGACCAUACCAGAGGAAGAGGGGCUUCUCCGAGACAGAUGGGAAAUGGGACAAUUCCAACAUGAGCGGAGUGCAGUGCCUUGCCACAGAGAACAUCUGGUUCGACAAACAACGCUACGACGAGGCCGAGACGCGCUUCUACGAGGGGGCCAACGGCCCCGCCGCUCAGCAGCAACAGGUGAAAACGGCCCAGCAUCAAGCCAAAGGACGCCAGCCAAAACGGCAGCACAGAAAUUCGUCCUCACAUGCAGGUGGAGACCAGGAGCUGGUAUCUCGUAUGAAGAGCCUGGAGCUGGAAAAUCAUACUCUGCACAAAGUGGUGGCAGAGAUGAGGGCCGCGCUGCUCAAACUGGAGUCCAGAGUGGCCGUGCUGGAGAAGUCCCCCACACCAGCGGCCGUCCCAUGUGCAAAGGCGACUCCCGUCCAUGCGGCUCCAGCCAAGGUUGAGAACGGAGACGACGAAGACGACGACAUAGACUUGUUCGGCAGCGAUGAAGAAGAUGAGGAGGCUGCACGUCUGAAGGAGCAGCGCCUGGAGGCCUACGCAGCCAAGAAAGCCAAGAAACCUGCCAUCAUUGCCAAGUCCUCCAUCAUAUUGGACGUUAAACCCUGGGACGACGAGACGGACAUGGCCAAGCUGGAGGAGUGUGUGCGCUCGGUGCAAAUGGACGGGCUCCUGUGGGGAGCCUCAAAGCUGGUCCCGGUCGGAUACGGCAUCAAGAAGCUGCAGAUCAACUGCGUGGUGGAGGAUGACAAAGUUGGAACUGACAUCCUGGAAGAGGAGAUCACCAAGUUUGAGGACUUCGUCCAGAGUGUGGAUGUUGCUGCCUUCAACAAGAUCUAA
Messenger RNA from Menidia menidia (Atlantic silverside), 1368 nucleotides. NCBI's taxonomy places the organism in Eukaryota, Metazoa, Chordata, Actinopteri, Atheriniformes, Atherinopsidae. The record is from the annotation of a GenBank genome assembly.